This is a messenger RNA of Lepus europaeus (European hare), 725 nucleotides long. It is a transcript of the gene NDUFAF3, whose product is annotated as NADH:ubiquinone oxidoreductase complex assembly factor 3. NCBI's taxonomy places the organism in Eukaryota, Metazoa, Chordata, Mammalia, Lagomorpha, Leporidae. The record is from RefSeq and is a predicted model, not a curated record. The coding region runs from base 81 to 626 and encodes 181 amino acids. Gene Ontology annotation, biological process: mitochondrial respiratory chain complex I assembly. Gene Ontology annotation, cellular component: mitochondrial inner membrane. The transcript has 5 exons.
CGCUGUAGACUCGGCGGACCAGGCCUCGCCGCGACCCCCGCGGUCCUGCGUCCGACCCGCUCGCGGCGUCCGGGGCAGCCAUGGCCGCCGCUGUCCUGCUGCGCUGCCUGUCCCGAGUGAAACCCACGCCGCGCUGUGCGCUGUCAUGGGCCCCGCGCCGUGGGCACCGGCUCUCGCCGGCGGAUGACGAGUUGUAUCAGCGGACGCGCAUCUCGCUGCUGCAGCGCGAGUCCCCGCACGUCAUGUACAUCGACAGCUACAGCAGCCGCGGCUUCACGGUCAACGGCAACCGCGUGCUCGGACCGUGCGCGCUGCUCCCGCACUCGGUGGUGCAGUGGAACGUAGGAUCCCACCAGGACAUCACUGAAGAGAGCUUCUCCCUCUUCUGGAUGCUGGAGCCUCGGAUAGAGAUUGUGGUGGUGGGGACCGGAAACCGGACCGAGCGGCUGCAGCCCGAGGUACUGCGAGCCAUGAGGCGGCGGGGCAUCGCCGUGGAGGUGCAGGACACGCCCAAUGCCUGCGCUACCUUCAACUUCCUGUGUCACGAAGGCCGGGUGACGGGAGCUGCUCUCAUCCCCCCGCCUGGAGAGACUUCUGUGCUAUCUCUGGGCCAAGCUGCAGAGUGAUCCGCCAGGAACCGAAGCACCUCCCUCCCCGAGGGCCCUGGCUCUUCAGAGGGCACCGGUCCGCCCCCUUCGGCACUAAAGCCCUUGAUUUGCUUGCUA